AUGGAUCCACAAAACGUGGUCGACACCGUCGAGUUGCUCCCGGGUCUCAGCAAUGCCGGCUACCUUUCCCGGCUCGCCAACUACCCGCCUGUGUCGCACACUGCGCUCAAAGUCAAGUCGUAUUCUCUGAACAACGUCAAGGAACAGCGCGUCCAGGAGGCGCUCGUCGUCAGAGACCUUCUCAACGUGUUGAUGGGCCAAGAAGGUAUCUAUAUACGCUACAACAACAGCUAUGACCCGGCACAACGCGACAUGGUCGAAAUUCGGGGGCCCGAUUUCAAAAUCGCCAAAAACAUAGACUUGUCCGUGAAAUCCGUGGCUCGCCGUGUAGUCCGGUUUGGCAAAGCGUACCAGGUCCUGGUCCAGUUCGUCGACCGCUACGAGGAGCCCGAGUUCGGGUCCGUGCUGCACGGCCUGUGCCACGAAAUCCGUGCUUUUCUCAAACACAAAUAUCUCCGAUGCGUCGUUAACGUCGCUGAAAAAGAUUUCCAUACCAGGCCCCAGUUCGGUGUCCGCGAACUCGAACAAUUGCUCGCGCAGGAAUGCGCUCCGGAAACGCUACUUUUACAGGAACUCGUCGACGAAAUUUGUCGCGAAAUGACGCGCAGAGCGCUCAUGGAUCGUGACGAGGCCAAUUUCAACAGGUUCAUCCAGGAUUUGCAAGUCGAAAAAAAAUUGGGGUCCACCGUUUUGCUUAUGACCGAUUCUCGUGUCUCCAGUGUCGCAAAGGGCGGCGCGGUCCUGCAAAUCGUGCAAACCAAACUGAAUCAGAACUGGGGAAAUCAGCGCGACGAGAUCUUUCUCAAGACGCUUUUCCGACGUAUAGCGGUGCCCUAUUGCCAUUUGCUCCAUAAUUGGCUUACUAACGGCACUCUCAAUGACCUCUACGAUGAGUUUCUCAUUAUGGAUACGGCGCAAUCUGGUAACAAACGGCUCCGAGUCACCUCUUUGAAUAGUGAACGGUUAUGGGACACCCAAUACGUGGUACGUAAAGACGGGCUCAUGGCCCAGUUUCAAGACGAGACCGUCUUGUUCAAGAUUCUGCUCACGGGCAAAUUGUUAAACAUGUUUCGCCACUGCACAAACGUGCAAGAUCUCUCGAACCUGUUCCCAAUCGAAAAUAAUGCGGUCCUGACCGAGAUUCCUCAAAACAUGGAACUGGUUUUGUACGUCGACAAGCUCUAUCUGCGUGCCAACAGACUGGCACAAUCUUUACUUUACGAGGGCUACGAUCUGAUGAACUUGCUACAGGAGUUUCGAACGAAUUUCCUGUUCGAUAACAACGCCAAUUUUUUCAAGUAUUUCUUCAACAGAAACAUCGUUGAACUCACGAAAACCCGAAGCGACGCGACACUUGCCAAGCUGAGCAGAUCUUUCGCCCAAUUUCAAAAAACCCGUCCCAACAACGGCUUAGUACUUUCGCUGCUCAAUUUGCGACUCGAAAACAGAAAUUUUGCCAGCACUGUUGAUCAGUUUUCCUCAGAACACGCCAUUUUCGAUGACAACGUAGAUCUUUUGCAAGCUCGAAAUUUCGACAAUUUGCGUGAUAUGCUAUUAAAGGAUCUGACUGCCAGUUGGCCCGAGUCCGAUUCGACCGCAACGGAGACCAAUCUGGCAUCGAUUCAUUUCUUACAAUUCGAAAUUAUCGUGCCUUUCCCACUCAACACUCUCAUCACCAAGACCCACGUCGUUCAAAUUCAGUUGAUCCAACGCUACCUUUUGCUGCUCAAAUACUACCAUAAAAUGGUGAACGACACCUGGUUCGAGCUCAAUAAAAACAAGAUAUGGCGCUAUUCUGGCUACACGCAGGACGUGGCAAGCUGGAUUCGUCGGUGUCGCGUCUUACAUUUCCGCAUGACCCAAUUCAUGAACCUUUUGCUAGAAAGCACGGUCCGUGACGUCGUCGCGGUCGAAUGGCAAGGCCUCCAGCAAAUGCUGAGUCUCGGAGCGUCUGAUGCGCACCAAUUCGAUUUUUAUUUAUUCCAACAGCGUAUCCAAGAUUUCCUUACCAACAUCAUUUCGCACUCGCUGCUUACAAAAACUUCGGUGGUCCGCUUACUGCUGCGAAUAGUCGACAUUAUACACAAGUUCUGCAAAUUCGUCACGUCCCAGCGCAAAGCCCUGUGUUUUAUGGACAUCCAUCUUUUCAACCGCUACCAAGAUCAGUUGGCGGAUGACGCACUGUACGAUGAGGACGCGGCCAUCAACCGUUUCCAAGAGUUGAACACCACGCUUUCGGCGCUCGACACCAGUUUUAAACAGCACUGCACCGCUUUCGUCGAAGGCGUGAAGUAUUACAACGACAGAGCCGGUGUCAGCCAAGUGGCUCUUAAUUUGAUGGCAGGUUGGGCCUCUUAG
Lachancea mirantina is the source of this 2358-nucleotide messenger RNA. The record is from the annotation of a GenBank genome assembly. NCBI's taxonomy places the organism in Eukaryota, Fungi, Ascomycota, Saccharomycetes, Saccharomycetales, Saccharomycetaceae.